AUGUAAAGAGUUCACAGCAAUGAAAUCAUUUUCAAAAAAAUGAUUACAUAAUUUGAAACAUUUAAGAAUAAAUGUUCUAAGUACAUUUUAAAAAAAUGUUUUUACUUGAAAGCAACUGAAUAAUUAAAAUAAAUAUAUGAUUAAUAAGUAAAUGAACACAUUAACACAGUUAACUAAAUAAACUAAAAACUAUUAAAUACUGUAGGUUCAUGUAGAAAAGCUCUUCAAAUAAAUGGCACCGUAAAAACUAUUAAAUAUAUUCAUUGUCUUUAAAAUUAUGAUACAAAUAAUAUCAUUUUAAUAAUCCUAAUAAAAUAGUAUUUUCAAUUGUGGAGCUGAUUUGUUUUUUGUACUCUAAGAAUAACAGAACAUAUUUUUAAAUGACCACAAUAAUGUUUAGCAGUGAUGUGGAACCUAAUUUGACGCUAGAUUUGGAAUUGUUCAUGCAUGUUUUCUUGUUAGGAAUAUUUACUGCACGUUUAUGUAUUUUUGACCGCUUUUGAAGCUGGCCACAUGGCCGUGCAUUUCCCAGAAUACCCCGCAGGUGGCGCCAAAUUCUCAGUGAACUCCCACCACCCGGAGGGAUUCAAACGCUACAACAAGGCAUCAUCUUUAUCCACUUCUUCAUCAGAUUCACGGCAGAGCGGUGGACGGCAAAGUUGGACAAAAUAAGACGCGACGAGUGUCACCGGAGAGUUUAAGAUAAGUUUUAAAAGCCUUGCUGUUUUUUAAUUCUCGCCAUUCCGGACCUGCUCGCCGGCGGUCUGGAUGGCUCGCUAACGCGUCAUAUCAUGUUUGAACGUUUUUGGCGCAAGACAACGUCUCAAACCGAGUAAACUGUCGAAUGAUAAGACGAUGGAAGCAGCGCGUGGAAAAGCAACUUUUAACGUUGUCCACAGUUAAAUGAAGCGUAGGGUUAAGUUGCUAAAUCAGGGUUUACAAAAAGACGUCGUCUUCUGGCUGCGAUUUGAACUGAAAGUAGUCGUCUCGUGCCAUUUUAGCCGAACAGCUUACCUCAAAGAACUUACUUUUCAUUUUGGUUGAAAGUAGAAACCCCGUGCUAGCUUCAAGGUAAUGCUACAUUUCCUCACGUAGGAUGUCAAAAGUCAGGGCUGACAAGAGUUGCUAAAGGUCAGGGUGAAUUAGAGAGGUCAAAGGUUAGGUUUAGCUGGUUUUAAUCUAUUGAUUUAACAGGGCAGAUGUACAGCGCCUAUAAUUAUGCAUCUGCUAUUAAUGCAUACUUCUGAUGUGGAGAUUUGAACGGGGCUAGCAUGUUAAGCGGGACUUGAGGGGCUCCAGCGCUGCCAGCAGGGAUGAAAAGCACGAUGGUGGCCUGUGCCUGAACCUGGUGCACCUUGCGUCCCAGGAUGAGCCAGGGCCCAAACCUGGUGCUGGAGUGGCUCUCCAAGCUCCACCUGGCUCAGUACGUGGAGGCUUUUCUGGACAACGGCUACGACGACUUGGAAGUCUGCAAGCGGAUCGGAGAGCCCGACCUGGACGCCAUCGGGGUCCGCGUCCGGUACCACAGAAACCGGCUCCUGUCCGCCGUGCGGCAGCUGAAGGACGGGGACAAGAGGAAAGCGCCGGACAUCUACUUCGCCCUGGAGCCUCCGCACGCCCCGUCUCCAGGGGCGGACCUCGAGAUCUUCGGGUUGGGAGGGAGAGGAACACGCCUGCCGUCCUGUCCCGGAAACCACGACCCGGGAGUCAUGGACUGUAAAGACUUUGUGAGCUAUCCCAAACUGAAGCUGAAGGUCCUGAUCAGGGAUAAGCUGGCGAAGGAUGGAAUCGACCUCGGAGGAGCGCCUUCUCCGUCAUGUGCCUUUGGGGAACGUCCCACACUCUGAAGGGCGUUUAGGGGAUACCUGAGAGCCCUUUCUCAUAUCGAUCACAAACUACAUCAUGAGGUUGCCUACUGCCACAGAGGUGAGGUGGGAGCCGUGUCCCAAUACUUUCUUCUUUUUUCUUUGUUGUGGUAAAGGCAUCAGAGGUCAAAGUAAAGGUCAUUUCAUCCACCAAGCGGUAACGGCUGUGAUCGUUUGACCACAAAUUCACAUUGGAAGCACGCUCUUAUUCUGUUAACUCUGUGGUCCGAUCAGAAAAAGCAUUCUUCAACUAUCUGCACAAAAAAAUGGUUUGCAACGCAUAUCCCUCAAGCCUGGCUAACUUUCUGGCAGCCACUUCCUGGUGGCUUGGCUGAUAUCUUGGCUAACUUCCUGGUAGCUACUUUCCGGUAGCCUGGCUUACUUCCAUUAUGUUCUCUGAACUUGCAGCAGUUCUCUCAUGCCGUGUGUGCGUGUGUUUUGGUAUUUGCAGCAUUUUCUUUUGCAUUGUUUUUGAUCCCGCAGCGUUUACGUGAUUGCAGCAUUUUCACUGUGGUGUGUUGUGUUUGUGUCUUUUUGGUUUGGAUGCUUUCUUUCGGUGUCGGGACGUUGUAGGGCCACCACUGUCUUCCACGGUCAGCGGUGAUGAUCGUGGAAGAAAGGCUGCAAUGAGCCAAGAUGGAUGAGACGGUGGCGAUGUGGAGUCGGAAGGUGGCAGGCAUGCAGGCCGCCAUCACGCAUGAACUCAGCAGCUUCAGGCAGCACAAAGUCCACCUCGUCCUCCUCUGCUACUGUUAUUCAAAUGCCUGCUGCCACCACCAAUAGAUUUCAGCCCUGUGGUAGACGAGUGUUUGGGUCUCUGCUUCUGCAUUUUACGGUGAAAUCCAUCUUCAACCUUGUCCCGUGUGACUUCCUCACGCACGGUUGCUCCUCACAGGCCUGCAGGAUCUUCCUUGUCGCUCACGUAGCAAAAGCAACACGCUGCUUGCGUCGGCCUGAGCAGGAAGCUAACGUUGCUUCCACCAUUAUGGACGUCCCGUACAAGAGCAGGACUUCAACUCUGCGCUACUGGAAGGACUUUCUUUUUCUUUUUCUUGUCAAAUUGCUUUUUUUUCUCACUACAAUGCAACUUCUUUCUCUGAAUAUUUUCACUUUAUUCUCGUAAAAUUACAACUGUUUUUUUCACUGACCAACUUUCAGCUUUUUUCUUGUAAAUGUUCUUCUCCUAAUUAGGACUUCAUUCCCAUAAUAUCUUGACUUUAUUCUCAUGACAUCUCAUAACGUUUUGCUUAUUUUGCUUGUUUUUCUUAAUAUUGCCUUUUUAACAAAUAAUAAGAAUUAUUGUUAUUAUUAUGUCUUUUUUUCUUUCAUAUUUGAACUUCUUUUGACUAAAAUGAUGUUAUUUUGUCCGUAAUAUUAAGACAUUUUGAUAAAAUGCCAACUUUAUAUAACGUUUUUCUCUUCAUAUUUUGACUUUAUUCUUGGAAAAUGAUUUUUCUCACUUUAGUGUUGUUUGUUUGUUUUUCAUUUUCUUGUUAAAUUACAUUUGUAGGAUGUGCCACAGGCAGCAAAUGACACCCAGGCUGCACUUUGGACACCCCUGGUGUUAAGAAGUGUCUCCUCUAAUAGUAGUGUGUGUACGAUUUCAAAAGCUUAGAGCCAGCUAGUCAUUGAGUAGCAUGAGAAGGUGUCUCCAAACUUUUGUCUGGUACCGUGUAUUACCGUAAAUGCUGAGGAAGUGUAACCUCUAACAGUGUGUUUACUACUUCAAAGGUUUAGGGACACCUAGUCAUUGAGUAGCAUGAGAAGGUGUCUCCAAACUUUUGACUGAUGUGGUAUUUUUGGCCAUGUGUUUCCAUGACUACAAAGCAGCCAAUUGGUCCUGUCAUUGAGAAGCUUGCUUUUGUUAGCAGUCCGCUCCAUGUAAACGCAUGAAAACCCCUGCGGACCACACCCCCCCAGUCCUGUGACAAAGGAGGGCAGGCCAAGCAAAACCAGCUGGGGUUCCAAUCCCGGUCCAAAUGUCUGAAUGGCGCCUGGUGAAGUAAGAAGCAGCGCGAGCGGCUGACAGCUGAAGGCCAUUCAGACCCGACUCCACUGGCUGGACCAGCGAGAAGCCUUCAAUGAAGACGUUUGGAAGUGAAAGGCUCGUUUUGGCACCGUCUUACCUCAGCACCUCCACCGGGGGGGCUGUCAAGACAGAAGGUAGAAUAGAAAUCCUCUGUUCCAGGGUCAAACUGUGUUAUUCAUCUUUUUAAGUUGAAACUAACGUUGGACAAAGCAGCAUUUCAACAGUCGCAAGCGUAAAAAUAAGUGAGUACGGCACAAGCCCUUUAAGAGCUCUGAAGCGUUGGAAUUGGCGAGAGGCGCCUGUACGCGGGAUCAGACGUGUCAUUUCUCAUGGUUUCCAUUUUUACUACAAAUGCGUCGUGUCUUUUUGUGUAGCGUUGCCAUUUUGGACUCAUUUAACACCCGGAAGACACCUUCUGUGCUGUUUUUACUUCAAGUCCUCUCACAUUUUCGUAUUAAAACAUUUUAGAAAGAAAGAAACAAUUGUGUGUAGAGCUGCGAGGGAGCUUUCUUACUUGCUUUCUUUUUCUCUUUCUUUUUUUUCCUUUGUUUCUUUCUUUCUUUUUCUCUUUCUUUUUUCUUUCUUUUCUUUUUUUGCUUGCUUGCUUGCUUUCUUCCUUCCUUCCUUAUCAUCAUAUCUUCUUAUGUUGAUGACUUUUUUUCUCGUUAGAAUGCAAAUUUUUUUUCUCCUUUAUUCUCGUAAAGUUUCAGCUGUUUUUUUUUCCAGAGAAUUCUUCUGGGAAAUGUUCUUCUGGGAAUUUGGACUUUAUUCCUGUGAUAUUGUAACUUUAGUUGUGUUUUAUGAUAUGAUGUUUUGCUGCUAAAACAAUGUGAUCUUAUUCCGUCCUGAUUACUGAUGAUUUUUCCGUUUUAGCUCUUGUUUGUUUUGUUUUGUGAAAUGCUAUUUUUAGAACGUGCUGUAAGUCAUUGAGCGUUUGUUUGAGGGUGUCAGUAUUCCGUGCAUGCUAGCAUAACGUCCCAAAGCAUCAUCAACACAACCUGCAGGGGGCGCCACAUGCAGGAUAUACUUUACAGUCAUGGGAUUUGCUCAUUGUUUAUAUAUAUAUAUAUACAUACAUAUACACUAGGUCCCCAACUUACGAACAUCCGACUUGUGAACAUUCGCGGAUACGAACGCAAGCUGACUGGUCUAUAUUUUAUUUUUUUUUUUGCCUUGUAGUAGUCCCAUCAGUAUUUAUACUGCUACUGUACAUGCUUGACCAGUAGAGGGCACUGUGACACUGCUAAUGGGGCCAACAGGUAGAGGAAGAAGGUGGGGAAAGAGUGUAAAGGAGAAAUAGAAAGCUACAUUGUUAGUUUUAUGAUACAACCCGGACAGAGCGUGUGAUUAAGGUUUAUGAAGAGUUAAUAGGCCUGCUUAAUUCUACAACCCCCCAGAACACUACCUCUUUUAGAAGUCUAACCACCACCAUUUGUCCUUUUUUUCAAUAACUCCUCCUCCUCCUCCACCACAACGACGUAUGCUGGACCACUCCUCUUCAAAGGUAAAUAACAUUUAUCAUUACGUAUUAUUAUAUCAUUUUUAUUGUUGUUUUUUCAUUAAUUAUCCUGGUUUAAUAUUACUACUAUAUCCAAACUCAUAUUUACAUACAUACACAUAUACUGUAUAUGUAUACACGUACAUGUAGUACCUAUAUCAUUGGUAAUAUUACCUUUUACCCUACUUAAGAACAAUUCAACUUAAGAACGGUUGUCUGGAACCAAUUGUGUUUGUUAGUUGGGGACUUAGUGUACAGUAUAUACACACACAUAUAUAUAUAUAUAUAU
Messenger RNA from Dunckerocampus dactyliophorus (ringed pipefish), 5681 nucleotides. Its product is annotated as sterile alpha motif domain-containing protein 5-like. The transcript has a single exon. The record is from RefSeq and is a predicted model, not a curated record. Gene Ontology annotation, molecular function: protein binding. NCBI's taxonomy places the organism in Eukaryota, Metazoa, Chordata, Actinopteri, Syngnathiformes, Syngnathidae. The coding region runs from base 1368 to 1847 and encodes 159 amino acids.